Messenger RNA from Eptesicus fuscus (big brown bat), 3768 nucleotides. RefSeq names its product HECT and RLD domain containing E3 ubiquitin protein ligase 4 (gene HERC4). The record is from RefSeq and is a predicted model, not a curated record. Gene Ontology annotation, biological process: ubiquitin-dependent protein catabolic process; protein ubiquitination. Bases 450 to 3713 code for a protein of 1087 amino acids. Gene Ontology annotation, molecular function: ubiquitin protein ligase activity. Gene Ontology annotation, cellular component: cytoplasm. Lineage: Eukaryota; Metazoa; Chordata; Mammalia; Chiroptera; Vespertilionidae. The transcript has 27 exons.
CCCAUCCUCUCCCCGAACUCUCCCCACCCUUCGCGCUCUCCGCCCCGCUCGACUCCAGUCCUUCCCCUCCCGCUCCAUCCGGGGCGCUGACGGCUGUUUCUGGACUGGACCUCGGCGGCGGCCGCUUUUCUAGGAGGAACCCGAUAAAGUUUCCCAGGAGCCGGGAGGGGAGCCGCGCGCAGCGGCACCGACACCGGGGGAGCCCUGCAUGGUAUUCGCCGCCGCGGGUUAAAGGAGGAGGUCCCAGAGCUGGAGACCAGCCUCAGCUGCCGCGCUGCCUCGCUGUCUGGGGAGGCGCCGCCCUCCGUCGCCCCGAGCUUCCCCCGCCGUGAGCGGUCGGAUAAGAACUUCAGUUUUCUGUUGAGUGGAGCCAUAGGGAUACCUCCAACUUUCCAGUGUUUCAGAAGGGAGUUUUUUAUUGAAACUGGAAGACCUAAAGAAUUACAAACAUGUUGUGCUGGGGAAAUGCAUCUUUUGGACAGCUAGGUUUGGGUGGAAUUGAUGAAGAAAUUGUAUUAGAGCCCAGAAAAAGUGACUUUUUUAUAAACAAAAAAGUCCGAGAUGUAGGAUGUGGACUCAGACAUACUGUAUUUGUUCUGGAUGAUGGAACAGUGUACACAUGUGGAUGCAAUGAUCUGGGACAGCUAGGUCAUGAAAAAUCCAGAAAGAAACCAGAGCAGGUUGUUGCCCUGGAUGCCCAAAAUAUUAUAGCUGUUUCAUGUGGAGAAGCUCAUACAUUAGCACUAAAUGACAAGGGCCAGGUGUAUGCUUGGGGUCUCGAUUCUGAUGGACAACUUGGCCUGCUAGGAUCAGAGGAAUGUAUCAGAGUACCCAGCUGCCUCCCGAAAAUCAUGAGUAUCGACUCUCUGGUCAGAACUUGCUCCGGACUUUCAUUUGGCCGAAUCAGGUCAGGUGGCAGUAUCAGAAAUAUUAAAUGUUUAUCAGAUAUCCAGAUAGUACAAGUUGCUUGUGGUUAUUAUCAUUCACUUGCACUUUCUAAAGCAAGUGAAGUUUUCUCUUGGGGACAGAAUAAAUAUGGCCAGUUGGGUUUAGGCACUGACUGUAAAAAGCAAGCUUCACCACAACUGAUUAAGUCUUUGCUUGGAAUCCCUUUCAUGCAAGUUGCAGCAGGAGGAGCCCAUAGUUUUGUACUCACCCUUUCUGGAGCUAUCUUUGGAUGGGGACGCAACAAAUUUGGUCAACUAGGUCUCAAUGAUGAAAAUGAUAGGUAUGUUCCUAAUUUACUAAAGUCACUAAGAACUCAGAAAAUAGUUUAUAUUUGUUGUGGAGAAGAUCAUACUGCUGCACUAACCAAGGAAGGUGGAGUGUUUACUUUCGGAGCUGGAGGGUAUGGUCAGUUGGGUCAUAAUUCUACUAGUCAUGAAAUAAACCCAAGGAAAGUUUUUGAACUUAUGGGAAGCAUUGUCACUCAGAUUGCUUGUGGAAGGCAGCACACUUCUGCUUUUGUUCCUUCAUCAGGACGAAUUUAUUCCUUUGGACUUGGAGGGAACGGGCAGCUAGGAACCGGUUCAACAAGCAACAGGAAAAGUCCUUUUACUGUGAAAGGAAAUUGGUGCCCAUAUAAUGGGCAGUGUCCACCAGAUGUUGACUCUGAAGAAUAUUUCUGUGUAAAAAGAAUUUUCUCAGGUGGCGAUCAAAGCUUUUCACAUUACUCUAAUCCCCAGAACGGUGGGCCACCAGAUGACUUCAGAUGUCCUGAUCCUUCAAAGCAGAUCUGGACUGUGAGUGAAGCUCUGAUUCAAAAAUGGCUGAGCUACCCCUCUGGAAGAUUUCCUGUGGAGAUAGCCAAUGAAAUAGAUGGAACGUUUUCUUCUUCUGGUUGUCUAAAUGGAAGUUUUUUAGCUGUUAGCAAUGAUGAUCACUAUAGAACAGGUACCAGAUUCUCAGGGGUUGAUAUGAAUGCUGCUAGGCUUUUAUUCCACAAACUUAUACAACCUGAUUAUCCUCAGAUAGCUCAGCAGGUGGCAGCUAGUUUGGAAAAGAAUCUGAUUCCUAAACUGACUAGCUCCUUACCUGAUGUUGAAGCAUUGAGGUUUUAUCUUACUCUACCAGAAUGUCCCCUGAUGAGUGAUUCCAACAAUUUUACAACAAUAGCAAUUCCCUUUGGUACAGCUCUUGUAAACUUAGAAAAGGCACCACUGAAAGUACUUGAAAACUGGUGGUCAGUACUUGAACCUCCACUAUUCCUCAAGAUUGUAGAACUUUUUAAGGAAGUUGUGGUACAUCUUUUGAAACUCUACAAGAUUGGCAUUCCCCCUUCUGAAAGAAGAAUUUUCAACAGUUUUCUUCAUACUGCAUUAAAGGUUUUAGAAAUAUUACAUAGGGUAAAUGAGAAAGCGGGGCAGAUUAUACAGUAUGAUAAAUUUUAUAUACAUGAAGUACAAGAAUUGAUAGACAUAAGGAAUGAUUAUAUCAACUGGGUUCAACAGCAGGCCUAUGGAAUGGAUGUCAACCAUGGAUUAACUGAGUUGGCAGAUAUCCCUGUUACAAUCUGCACAUAUCCAUUUGUAUUUGAUGCCCAAGCAAAAACUACUCUGCUACAAACAGAUGCAGUCUUACAGAUGCAGAUGGCUAUUGACCAGGCCCACAGACAGAAUGUGUCCUCUCUUUUUCUCCCAGUGAUUGAGUCUGUGAAUCCCUGCUUAAUUCUAGUGGUACGUAGAGAAAAUAUCGUAGGAGAUGCAAUGGAAGUCCUUAGGAAAACAAAGAAUAUAGACUACAAAAAGCCGCUCAAGGUUAUAUUUGUUGGAGAAGAUGCUGUUGAUGCAGGAGGGGUACGCAAAGAAUUUUUCUUGCUCAUCAUGAGGGAAUUAUUGGAUCCUAAAUAUGGCAUGUUUAGGUAUUAUGAAGAUUCCAGACUCAUUUGGUUUUCUGAUAAGACAUUUGAAGACAGUGAUUUGUUCCAUUUGAUUGGUGUUAUCUGUGGAUUAGCUAUUUAUAAUUUUACUAUUGUGGACCUACAUUUUCCUUUGGCUUUAUAUAAGAAAUUGCUGAAAAAGAAGCCAUCCCUGGAUGAUUUGAAAGAACUAAUGCCUGAUGUUGGGAGAAGCAUGCAACAAUUACUGGAUUAUCCAGAAGAUGAUGUCGAGGAAACAUUUUGUCUUAAUUUUACGAUCACAGUUGAAAACUUUGGUGCAACAGAAGUGAAAGAGCUGGUUCUAAAUGGUGCAGACACAGCUGUUAACAAACAAAAUCGGCAGGAGUUUGUUGAUGCUUAUGUGGAUUACAUAUUCAAUAAAUCGGUGGCUUCCUUAUUUGAUGCUUUUCAUGCGGGCUUUCACAAAGUGUGUGGAGGAAAAGUCCUUCAGCUCUUCCAGCCUAAUGAACUACAAGCAAUGGUUAUUGGAAAUACAAAUUAUGAUUGGAAGGAACUAGAAAAGAAUACAGAAUACAAAGGGGAGUAUUGGGCAGAACAUCCUACAAUAAAAAUAUUUUGGGAAGUAUUUCAUGAAUUGCCAUUGGAAAAGAAAAAACUAUUUCUGUUAUUUUUGACAGGUAGUGAUCGGAUUCCUAUUCUUGGUAUGAAGAGUCUAAAACUAGUCAUCCAGUCAACAGGAGGUGGUGAGGAGUAUCUCCCAGUUUCCCAUACCUGUUUUAAUCUUCUAGAUCUUCCAAAAUAUACAGAAAAAGAAACUCUACGCUCUAAACUGAUCCAAGCUAUUGAUCACAAUGAAGGUUUCAGUUUAAUAUAACUUGGUGUUAUAACUAUUCUGUUUACUGCAAAAGCAUUAAACUAAUUGUGUUUUU